AUGGCCGUGGCCUCGGCCGCGCGGCCGCCAACGCCAACACCGGCGCCGCCGCCGGCGAGGCUGGGGUCGCUGUGGUCGACGCUGGAGGACCAGCGCGGGGCGGCGGUCCCGCUGCUCUCCUCGGCCUGGACCCUGCCGACCACCUCCCAGCCCGGGGACGGGGAGGAGCAGCGGCCCAAGGAGGGCCUGCUCCGCCGGGCCGGCGGCGCUGUGGCCCGCUGGUGGGGGGCGGCGUGCGGCGCGGUGGCGGAGCUGUGGGCGUUCGCGCGGGCCGACCCGCGGAAGCCCGUGUUCGCGGGCAAGCUCGCGCUCAUCUCGCUGCUCGUCUUCCUCCGGGAGCCCCGCGACAUCGUCAUCCACUCCGUCUGGCCAAUCCUCACCGUCGUCGUCGUCUUCGAGUUCAGCAUCGGUGCAACCUUAAGCAAAGGGUUUAAUCAGGGAUUGGGGACACUAACUGCAGGAGCUUUUGCUCUAGCAGUUGCAGAAUUGUCCAAACAUCUGGGAAAACUGGAGGAAGUGAUUCUUAUAACAAGUAUCCUUAUUGUUGCCUUUGUCACAACCUUGACAAAGCUGCAUCCGAUGAUGAAGCCGUAUGAGUAUGGAUUCCGUGUGUUCUUGUUGACAUUCUGUUAUGUUAUGGUCUCUGGGUACAACAUUGGGAAAUUCACUGAUACAGCUACAAGCAGAUUUAUAUUGAUUGCUAUUGGUGCUGCUGUCAGAUUUAAUUUCUAG
Molecule: messenger RNA, 732 nt
Organism: Miscanthus lutarioriparius
Lineage: Eukaryota; Viridiplantae; Streptophyta; Magnoliopsida; Poales; Poaceae
Source: the annotation of a GenBank genome assembly